Messenger RNA from Ipomoea nil (Japanese morning glory), 2538 nucleotides. Its product is annotated as probable receptor-like protein kinase At2g42960. Gene Ontology annotation, biological process: protein phosphorylation. The transcript is spliced from 8 exons. The record is from RefSeq and is a predicted model, not a curated record. Gene Ontology annotation, molecular function: ATP binding; protein kinase activity. Bases 656 to 2176 code for a protein of 506 amino acids. Lineage: Eukaryota; Viridiplantae; Streptophyta; Magnoliopsida; Solanales; Convolvulaceae.
UCAGUCUUCAUGGACCCAUUUUUAAUUUUAAUUUUUGGCUUUUUCUUUACUGUUCUGUGUGUGACUGUGAGAGGAGGUUCCCUCCAUUGCAAACCAAUCUUUCAAUCUAGCUUUCGUUGGUCCUCUCUGCCACAUUCUUUACACAACCCCACCAAAUCAUUUCACCCACUAUCUGCUUUUCUCAAAUCUGAACUCACCCCCACCCCCACCCCUCUUCCCGCUAUACAUGUUGGUGUAUAUGUAUGUAUGUAGUAUGUAUCUUUCUCUAUCUAGUAUCUACCCAACAAGAUUAGACUUUUGUCUGGCCUUGUAACCUUGUUUGAGGAAAUGUGUUGUUUUUCCUCGAUUUUCUCUCACCCAGACUAGCCCCCACUUCUUUCUUCUGCUUCUAAACUACUCCGUGAAAUAGUACACUUGCUCUUGGGCUUUUGGUGGCCUCUUUCUGUAUUCUAUUCCAACUCUGCAUUGCCAUUGCCAUAUCUAUCUCUAUCUAUGCUCAUUGCCCUCUUUGGGUUCUCAAGGAAGAAGAAAGGGAGGGGGGGGGGGGGGGGGGGUAGGUUUCUUCCUUCUUUCUUGAAUUCCAGAUCAGUAUAGAGGAGGGCAAUUGACUAAACCUGAGAUCUGAAUUUUCUUUCUCCUAUACAAUUUGCUAGAAAUGUCAACUGGGAGCUUAAAUGCUGAAUUGUCGGAGAAAACAUCAUUGUUUGGGAUGAAACUAUGGGUUGUGAUUGGUAUCUGUUUUGGUGUGUUCAUUGUUGGGAUUCUGUGUCUUUUGUCUGUAUGGGUCACAUUUCGGAGAAAAUCUAGGAAAACAGCUGAAAAGAAUUCACCUUGUGAAAUACCCAAUGUUUCCAAGGAUAUCAAGGUUGACAUAAUUAGUGCUCCGAGUGAUAACGAUCGUCCUGAAACUUUGUUUCUAACCAUUCGUGAUAAAUCGAGCGAGAGGAAUUCGGAGAAAAUGGUAGUUCAUUUAGGCAAGAGUAAAUCGAGCGAUGCUGAUAUGAUUAGUCAAUGCAGCUCGCUUUACAAUAAUGAAAUUGGAUGUAGUUCAGUGUCGGGGGAGGAUGGUGGUUCGGGAACUGUCCCGAAACAAUCUACACAUGGACUUUCUAUGGCGUCCCCUUUGAUUGGUUUGCCGGAGCUCUCACACCUUGGUUGGGGUCACUGGUUCACGCUUAGAGAUCUCGAGCUUGCAACAAAUAGUUUCUCGUCGGAGAAUGUGGUUGGAGAAGGUGGCUAUGGAGUUGUUUACAAAGCUACAUUGAGCAAUGGGACUGAGGUAGCAGUAAAGAAGCUCCUAAAUAAUCUUGGCCAAGCAGAGAAAGAAUUCAGAUCCGAAGUGGAGGCAAUUGGCCAUGUUCGCCACAAGAAUCUUGUGCGCCUUCUUGGCUUUUGCAUAGAAGGCGUUCACAGGAUGCUGGUGUACGAAUAUGUUAAUAAUGGCAAUUUGGAGCAGUGGCUUCAUGGCGCUAUGAGACAGCAUGGCGCACUUACUUGGGAAGCCCGUAUGAAGGUUCUUCUUGGUACUGCAAAGGCGCUUGCGUACCUACAUGAGGCUAUAGAACCGAAAGUUGUACACCGAGACAUAAAAUCCAGUAAUAUCCUGAUCGAUGAUCAAUUUAAUGCCGAAGUUUCUGACUUUGGACUGGCGAAACUCUUGGACUCGGAAGAAAGUCACAUAACAACGAGAGUAAUGGGCACCUUUGGUUAUGUGGCUCCAGAAUAUGCGAAUACUGGGUUGUUGAAUGAAAAGAGCGAUGUUUACAGUUUCGGUGUCUUGCUGCUUGAAACAGUCACGGGAAGAGACCCCGUUGAUUAUCACCGUCCUGUUAGUGAGGUCAAUCUUGUUGAGUGGCUCAAAACGAUGGUUGUGAAUCGGAGAGCCGAGGAAGCUGUGGAUGCUGGCCUUGAAGUCAAGCCCAGUACUCGUGUUUUGAAACGGGUACUUCUGGUGGCACUUAGAUGUGUCGAUACUGACUCAAAACGGCGGCCUAAAAUGAGUCAUGUUGUUCAAAUGCUGGAUAGCGACGAAUUCCUUCAUCGCGAGGAACGCAGAAAAAGUAGAACAACAAGCAUGGAAAUUGAACCCGUGAAGGAGAGUUGCAGUUCAGUUGAUGCAGAAAGCAGGGUAAAGCAAUCAACAGAUACAUCUGAGACAAUUCAUAAUAGGAACUGACAAACACAUGACUCGAGUCUCCGGUGGAUAAAAUUCAGAUCUUCAAGUUUUGCUUCCCGGAACAAACGAUUCCUGCCUGGCAUAGAGUAACUGAAUCGAUGAUAGCCCACUUUAAAUUCCCAUCUAGCCGGGGAGGGAGAGAUUGAUGGUCCACAAAUAUGCUCCGAGGACCUCGUGCUAUCACUCGAACUAAGAAUGGUCAUCAUCGAUCCUCUGUCGGUUUUCUAAAUUUUCACUGAAUCACCAGGCCAAUUAGUUCUGUCUCAAACUGGUUUCACUACCUUCUCUAUAAAGACUGCAGAUCCAUUAGCAUUUUGUUGGAACAGUUAUGAAAGAAUGAAAUAUGAUUCAUUUCCUGUGAA